Molecule: messenger RNA, 3303 nt
Organism: Linum tenue
Lineage: Eukaryota; Viridiplantae; Streptophyta; Magnoliopsida; Malpighiales; Linaceae
Source: the annotation of a GenBank genome assembly
UCCCAAACUGUCAUUUCAUUAGCUAAAGUUGAAUUCUUGCAUUUCACAAGCCAUAUUUGACCCCAAUCCAAUACAGGAAUACAAGAACCAAGAAAGGAUAUUGCCUCCACAAAUCCAAAUUUCUCCAUCACCACAAGUGCAGGUUCGAGCUCAUCUCCGAGGGCCAAAUGAAAGCCGAGUGUUCGGAGGGCUUAAGAAUGGUUGGAUGUGCUGAAUGUUUCAAGACCCUCUAGAAUGGAGUUUGUUGUGUUUGUUCGUUCUAUGCAGCUUUUGUUAGCAGGGGCAUGGAUGACAUGAAAUCAAGCUCCAUACAAGAAACUCCGGCGCUCUACCGGAUCGAGCAAUGAAGCAAUCCUGAUCGAUAUCGACCCGUUAGUUCGAAAAGAACCGAACAGAGUGUUACAUCAGCUACCACAACUAUACUUCUACCACUGUUACAUCACCUAAUACCUACAUUCAUUCAUCCAUUACAGGUCACAAAAAAACACCCAAAAAACCAAACAAAGAGAGAGACGAAAUCAUCACUUCACCAUUACAUCUUCCCUCGACGAGCUCGUGCUCCCGUUCUCCUCCUUCCCCUCGCAAUCAUCGCCAUCCGAUUCGCCGUCUUCCUCCUCCGCCCGAUCUUCGUCGGACGACGAGAGCGGUAUCAGCCAGCACAUCCCGUGCAGGUGCCCGUUGAUGCAGACGAAGUACUCCAGCCCGCCGUCCCUCGACCCCAGCCGCCUCGCCGCGCUCCUCGGCACCAGCCUCGCCGCCGUCAUGCUCCACACGCGGGCCCCGCAGUACGGACACCUCACCUUCUCCUCCAGCCUCACCCCUGGCUUCACCAAAAACGCCCGCGUUUUGGACCUCAUGAAUCCCCGGAAAAUUCCCCUGUAAACCCCCAAAUCCUCCCCUGCCUCCGCCGCCGGGUGCUCGCACGGGUCGCUCACGUACAGCAAAUCCCCCCUGCACUUCUUCGCCAGGAAGCUCCUCCCCGACGUCUUCGAGAAUCGCGACGCCUUCGCCACGUGUCCCUGCGAAUUCGACGGCGAGGGAAAGCCAGCUCCGCCGCCCCCUCUGUAUCCGCAGCAGAAGAGCAUCAGCUUCGCGAGGGCCUUCCACCCGCCGUCGAUUCGACCGCCGGGGGCUGCGGCGGAGGGGGCCGACCCGCUCGUCAAUGUGGCCAGCAUCCGGGGAGCGCGGUAGAGGCAGAGCUCCCGCCAGAGGAGCCUUGCGGCCACCGCGGCGAGCUUCCGGUUCACCGCCGCGACGGCGGUGAGCGUGUGGAGAUCCCAUUUCAGCGACUCGAAGACGAGGACGAGGACGCGCUCGUUCAAAAUCCCCGAGUCGCCGCCGAACGAGUCGGAUCCGGGUCGGCUGGUCCUCCUGACCCGCUUGGUGUUGUUGUCCAUGUUGCUUCGUCCCGGAGAGAAAACGAUGGAGGUACGUUUUUAUACGCGGCUCGAGAAGGGACGCGUGGCGGGCGGUGAAUGGGUGGCGUUUACUGGGCAAGUGAUCCCUUGAUGUUCGCGACGGACACGUGGUCGGAGAGGAUUGGUGAGAUCGACGCGUGUAACGGGAUUGGAGAAAACGACAAGAAGAUCUGAGGGAAUUGUGGCGUCGUGAGGGAAGCCGUUGGAUUAGGGACACCAUAUUUGGUGGCGUGUGGGCAAAAUGAGUGCAUUAUCUGAAACUGGAACGGGUGAAGGGUUUCGUCGGAUUCAAGAUAUGACUUCUUCCGGUGACCGGAGACGCGGCGACGGCGGCGAUUCGGCCGGGACCCGAUUGCUCAGAAUCGAUUUUGUUCAGGAAACCGUUCGCGACAAAGAAGCUUGUAAGCGCACAGUCUCUCUUCACCGUAUUUUAUUUUUACCCAUUCGUUUCGAAAUCGGAGGUCGAUUUUGGGUUUUGAAUUAGGUAUAGUUCUUCGAUAAGUAUAGAGAGCUGGAGAGGACAGCUCCUUUUUCUCUCGCUUUUAUUUGGGACCACACAGUGGAUUUGCUACUGGACCUGGAGUUACUCUGCUCUCUGGGUAAAAGUACGGGAAAUGUCAUGAUGGUAAAAGAAAGAAGGUGGAAGUAAAUUCAACACAUCCUAAAAUGGCUACACGUUAAGAAAAGCUGCCAGGUUUUGAGGGUUUCAAUCUGGCCCUUCUGGGCAAAAGCUAUCAUCUUUAAGAUAGAAAUGAGAUGCCAAUGGCAGAACAAGGAAAUGAAAUUUCAGCAAGUUUUAGAGCUGCAACCAUAAGGUAAAGAAGGAGAGAAGAAAGGUAGGAGAAAAAAAGAGCUGCUGCAAACCAUGGAAACCUUUGGAAUGAAGGAUGGUGGGCAGAACAAGAAGGCAACGACCACCUUUGGGAUGAUACGCAGGGGAAAUGCUUCUGCUAUGGAGAAGAUGAAGCCCCAUUUCUUCAGGGUUAUGCUUGAUUUCAUGUUGCAGGAUUCCAAAAUAUACAUUCCUACGGAGUUUGUGAAGAACUAUAGAUCCAGGCUAGGGAGCUCUGCAACCUUGAAGGUUGCUAAUGGUGAUACUUGGGAAGUAGAGCUGGUUACUGAUGAUGAUGGGCUGAUUUGGUUGGUCAAGGGCUGGGAAGACUUCACAAACCACCAUUCUUUGAAGCAAGGUGAUAUUCUGGUGUUUCGGCUAGAUCAGAACAGCUUAUUUCAAGUCAUGAUUUUCGAACCCUCUGCCAGCGAGAAGAACUACCGCUGCAAGGACGUAAACGACCUUGGAAAGCUGUUGAAUGAUAUCAAAGUUGAGGAGGAAUGUGAUGCUGGGAAGGAGAAAGUUCCUGCUGGAAAGCUGAAGGAAAUCGAAACCAAGAAGAGUGGUGGAGGGAAGAGAAAGGUUAAAUUGGCUGUUCCAUUUGAGAUUCCAAACCAUCCAUUGGAGACAAAAGUGAAAGGAAUAUCACAACCAAGGAGGUGCAAUGCCUCUACGAGCUCAGACAAUCCAAACUUCUUCAUCACCAUCAGUGAAGCACACAUGACACAUCGUUACAUGCUUCUGCCUACUAAAUUUGUGUAUGAACACAUGAUACCUGCACAUGGUACUAUGCCUGAAAGUCGCAUUGUGAUGGUUUCGAGUGAAGACGGGGUCGACUCAUGGUCAUUGUCCUUUGUCUUUCAUCAACGACAUGGAGGUGCACGUGGACAGGGCUUGUUCAUUGGCGGUUGGCCCGCGCUCCGCAGAGGCAACUCUUUGAAAUCAGGGGAUGUUUGCCGGUUCGAGCUCAUCUCCGAUGGCCAAAUGAAAGUGAGUAUUCGGAGGGCUUAAGGAUGGUUGCUUUGUUGUGUUUGUUCGUUGUGUGUGUUUACU